Messenger RNA from Magallana angulata, 5500 nucleotides. RefSeq names its product cyclic nucleotide-gated cation channel beta-3-like. Bases 399 to 4328 code for a protein of 1309 amino acids. Lineage: Eukaryota; Metazoa; Mollusca; Bivalvia; Ostreida; Ostreidae. Gene Ontology annotation, cellular component: plasma membrane; intracellular cyclic nucleotide activated cation channel complex. The transcript is spliced from 22 exons. Gene Ontology annotation, biological process: monoatomic cation transmembrane transport. Gene Ontology annotation, molecular function: cGMP binding; intracellularly cAMP-activated cation channel activity; protein-containing complex binding. The record is from RefSeq and is a predicted model, not a curated record.
AGGUGAAAUCCCGUGAAUAUGGAUGUAUCUGGUGGAUAAAUACAAACAAUUACGCGCUACUCGCUGUCUCAUCUAAUAGCAAUAUAAGAACACAAGUGGGGAUUUUUUUUUAUGGGCUUUAUAUAAACAAAUUGCAGAGGACGGCGUUAUUCACAAAAUCUAUAUCGGACAAAGUCAUGUAUCUACUGGAUGUGAUGAGAUGAAGAAUUCCUAGGAAAAUCUUUGCCAUGUAAAUUAAAAGGCAAAAUAUUUUUUAACCAGUGCUAGCAAUGGAGAGCAUGAACAGUGGAUCGAGGCAGGGAUUUUCUUUGUUAAUUGGAAUGUUCGUUAGUCGCUACCUUUCUGUUGUCAGUACCUGCAGCUUUUGAUGAAUUGGUGGCCUCAGGUGUGUGAAGAAAAUGAAUAAAGUAGUGCCAUUAAAAGUGGCAAAGAAAGAUGUUGGGAAACCAAAGGAAGAAAAAGAGACAGUAAAACAACAAAGCAAAAAACCAGAGGAGCAGAAGGCAACAUCUUCAGAGGCUGAAAAGUCGACAAAAUCAACAAAAAGUUCUGGAGAAUCCCCUCGGACUCAUGCGUCAUUCCUCAGUUCUGAGCACCAGAAAUCCAUAAGUAUCAAAAUCAGUGAAUUCCUCCACCCCAAUGCUCCAGACAUUUCCACAUCAUCUGAGCAACUCCUCGAGACCGUUCAGCUAAAACCUCUUCGGGGUGGUCUUGCUAAUCCGUCUUUUUCGAUUGAGAAUGCCAGUGACAGCAGCUCUCCUCGAAACUCCUCCAACAUCUUCUCCUUUGAGGACAGUGAUAUUGAGGAGCUCAGUAAUACGAGGAGAAGAAUUGUGAGGAAUGUCAGUGAGAGCAAGCCCUUGGAGGAAGGACUCAGACCAGGGGACAAGAUCAUCUGUGUUCAACCCGCGAAAACUGUCUUGACCCCCGGCAACAAAAAUUCUGAGGGAGGAGGACAACUUCAUGUGCCCAGAUUUUCUGAAGUACGUCGUCCAAGUGAUCCCACGUCCUUAAACAGUGAGAGCAAGUUGUUAAACCAAUCCUCCCCACCGACCAUUCCUAAUGGAAAUACUGACGCCUUCCUUUACACUUCUCCUACAGAUGCUAAACAGCUGCCUCCAGCUAGUCCUGGUUUCUAUGGAAACUCCAAAUAUGACCUUCAACCUCCGCCAAGUCCUGGCCUACUCAGCAUUAACUCGGCUUGGAGUGAACUGGCCAAACUACACUCCCGGAGGUCAUCUUAUGGCGAUUUCUCCGACACAAGAAGUAACAGUUUAUCAAAUGUGAGCAGCAGUCUAAGUCAGUACCUCCAUGAUCUGGUACGCGCCUUCUCGAGCCGCACAGAGAAGAUCAAGGAGAAUACGAUCCAACCCCCCACCCCCUCCUCGCUGUCGGAGGUUGAUGCACUGUCAGAGGCCAACUCAGGCAUAUUUGAUGAUCAACUGAAUGCAUCGAUCAACACAGUUUCAACCAUAUCUGUGGCAGAGGAUGACGCGGCCAGACAGAAUAGAAUCAACAAUUUUUACCCGGACCACUUAAAGCUGGGACCGGACGGUCUGCCCACAGAAGAGGAGAUAGACAAGUUCUACAUGGACUGGGGGUGCUGUAAGUCCCCCCUCCCCAACUGUUGCAAACAGCUCCAGUUUCCAUCCAUCUUAGAGCCUCAGAGUAAAAUAUACAUGUGCUGGCUUGCACUGGUCACCUUGUGUUUUACCUACAAUGUGUCCGUGAUUCCGCUGAGAGGAAUCUUCCCGUACCAGACUCCAAGUAAUGUGACAUACUGGCUCAUCUGUGACUAUAUCAGUGAUUUAGUGUACCUGUUGGAUAUUCUUGUUUUUAAACCAAGACUGACAUUCCUAAACAGUGGCCUACUGGAGAGAGACAUGAAACUAACCAAAAAGAAUUAUAUGAAGAAAAAAAUGUUUAAGUUUGAUGUCCUUUCAUUGAUACCUUUGGAUCUAUUCUACCUCAAAGUUGGAGUUGUUCCCUGGCUUAGGUUGCCCAGGUAUCUGAAAAUUCAGACUUUCUGGGAGUUUUUUGAGCGCUGCGAUCAGGCAGUGAGAUCGGCUCAUAUUCUUAGGAUUAUCAAGACUAUGAUAUACAUGCUGUUCCUGAUUCAUGUGGAGACUUGUGGAUAUUACGCAAUGUCUGUGUACGAGGGGAUCGGCAGUAACAGAUGGGUCUAUAAUGGAGUCGGCAAUGCUUAUAUUCGGUGCUUUUAUCUGGCUACAAAGACAGCAACAUCCAUCGGGAACAACCCUCAACCGACCAAUGUGAAGGAGUAUGUCUUUAUGACUGUGUACUGGGUGUCAGGCGUGUUUGUCUUUGCUCUUUUGAUUGGUCAGAUUCGAGACAUUGUGGAUGCUGCAGGCAGAGUUAAGGCCCUUUACAACAAGAGAAUGGAUGCUGCUAUUUGGUAUGUCAAGAACUUGAAUCUGCCCAAAGAGACGCAAGAAAAAGUCAGGACCUGGUUCAUUUACAACUGGCAGCAGCAAAAGAUUUUAGAUGAGAAAGUACUGAUGAACACCUUGCCAAAGAACCUGCGAACAGAUCUUGCCAUCCAUGUUCAUUUUAACACACUGAGUAAAGUCAAGCUGUUUCAAGAUUGUGACAAGACCCUCCUGUUUGAUCUAGUGCUAAAACUGAAGCCCAUCCUCUAUCUGCCAGGGGACUAUGUCUGCAGAAAGGGAGAAGUGGGCAAGGAGAUGUACAUUGUGAGCCAAGGUCAUGUGGAUGUAGUGGGAGGACCAGACAACUCCAUCGUCUUGGCAACACUCAAAGAGGGCAGUGUCUUUGGAGAAAUAAGUUUGCUGGCACUAAGUGGAGGGGAAGGAAAUAGACGGACAGCAGAUGUGGUCUGUAAGGGAUUCACCAACCUCUUCAUUCUCUCAAAGGGGGAUUUUGAGGCAGCCAUGUCGGAAUAUCCUGAGGCUCACAGACACAUGAAAAAGAGGGCCAAAAAAUUGUUAAGACAGAAUGCAAAAUUAGCCAAAGAAAGUGCUGAAUCUUUAGGGAGCACUCCGGUGGAUGAAAUCAUCAAAUCAACAUCAGUCAUCAGUCGAACUCCAAAAAUGGUUCAGACUGUCAUGCAGGUGAUGGAUCCUGACUCUGACAUAAUGAAGAAAUUAUGCCACAAGUCACAUGACAGUGAUGGCAGUAACACACAAGACACAAAGGAGACGGAGACCACGGGGAGAGGGCUACCCACAGACCAGGAAGUGGAGGACUUUUAUAAUGAGAUGCUGACUGUGGAGGUACCUGUGCCUACCCCUGGACCCAGGCGCGAAAACUCGCUGAAGAAAGGCAUUGGUAAACUGAAGAAAGAGGACACCACAACAACAGAGCAGAGCGAGGAGUCGGCAGACUCAGGAGUUCAGCUGGUGAAAGCAACCAGUCCAACAACUAGUAUAACCAAAACCAUGAGCAACAAGGAGAGUAAGGAGUCGGUGAUAACCUCGGAAAUAACCACCGAGCUGGCCGACAUCUUGGAAGAGACGAGAAGCUGGGUGGAGCAGCAGACCCUUCAUACUCAGAUGAUCAGUGACGGGGGGUACUUGGCCGAGUUCUUUGAGGACAAUCUAACCAAUGAUCCCAAGAAAGAUCCCACUCCUGAUCCCAAGGAUCAUGGUUGUCUUGACAAAAUUGAACUUCAUGGAGAUUUGAAGGUGGAGGAAAAAGAAAUUCAGGUGGACAGUAUUGAUAACUUGUUGAGUAAAAUUGAAGAAGACCAGGGUGCAGAGGGGAAAAAUGUUAAAGAGGCUGGGGACUCAAAUGGUGAUGAGGGUCCCACUGCAACUUUAAAGGAAGAAAAUGAAAUAGUUGAUGUGGAGGGAAAAAAAAGAAAGACUGUCAGUGAGAUGAAUGAAGAAGAAAGGCUGGAAGAUGUGAAAGUUAAAGACAUUAAAGAGACAAAACAGAACCACACUUCUAAUUUAGAGGAAAGUGAAGUCAACAACACUAUAUCUACAGGAGAAAGCAAAACUGAUGCCAAGCCAAAUAAUAUAAUAAACAUAGAAAUCAAAAACAGGGCUUAUUCUGUUAACAGUAACAGCUCAUUGGCUGAAUCUGAAAUAAUGGACACAGAGUCAAAGACAGUUAUAAAACAGGAACCAAAACAGUCAGUGUCAAAACUUUCUCCAUCUGAUGUUCCCAGAAUUCCCUCCAAAAACAGAAUUGUCUGUACAGUUGAGGUCCACCAGCAAAGAAGCAUAACCCCCACCCCUCCCGGGGAGGGGCAGGAAAGGGGAGCAGUGGAGUUACAAAAACAGGGGUCAAACUCCCCCUCCUCCACCCCAAGGGAACUUCAGUAUUUUGAGUCCAGUGUCUAACUUUUCAUGUCCUCACAUGAUUUAAAUAUUAACAUAAAGGUAGACCAGUUUCAUUCUAUCCUCUUGACAAACCUGUACAUGUAAUUGUACAUACAUGUGUAUAUUUUGUGUUAUUUUAUCAUUUUAUGACCAUCAACAAAACCAACAUGUACAAAGCUUGUUAUAUGAUUUUGUCUUUAAUUCACGUAUAAAACCUUGUAAAUCUAGUAACUCUGUAUAUGGGGACUGUGUAUGCCAUCUGUGUGAAAAAAAUAGUUCAAAAUUUAUUUUCAAUGAAUGGCUAGAAAUAUAAAUUUGUCAGAGCAUUCUAAACUGGCUUAGAAUACAAUCCAUGUAUAUUAUAUGGUUUCUAUUGUUAGUACAAUGAUGUACCGGUAUACAGACUUUUGCCAAGUUUUCUUUCCUUUCAUUUCUUCUAUUUAAAAAACCAAAAAGCAGUAAAUAGUCUAUGAACAAAACCAAAUGUAACCAGUAUACUGUUUGAUCUAUGACAUACAUGUACGUGUUUUUAACAUGCACAUAAAGCAACAGACCACAUAACACCAAGAUAAAUUAUGAUGCAUACAGUCCAACUUCAUUAUCUUGAACUAGAUGGGACGGUCUAAAAACUUAGAGAUAUCCGAGUAUUCAAGAUAUCGAAGGUAAAAUCCUUUAAAAAUAUGUGGUUAGGACUCAGAAAUCACUUUGACAUAUCUAUUGUAUUUGAGAUAUCAGUGUUCAAGAUUUCAAAGUUCAUCUGUUAGUAUCUAUAUUAAUUAAUUAGACAUUUGUUAAAAACAAGAUUUAUUGUUUAUUCAAAUACCUUUAAUUAUGUUGAUAAAUAUGCCUUAAUUAUCUUAUUGUUUAUUUCAAUGCCUGUAAUAAAUGAUGUUGAUAUUGUUUAAUUAUAUGCCUUAUAUUUUAUACUUUGAAGUUUACUCUUAGUGGAUUACUUAGGGAUCCACGUAGUUUAAGUAAUACUAGUACUUGUUACCAUUAUAUAAAACCAAUGGAAAGCAAGGACAGACAACAGACUUUCGGCUCUUCUAUUUACCAUUUAAAAGUACUUUUACUCACUUGAUAUGAACAAUUGCAAUGUAAAAAAGAUUAAAAAAAAGAUGUUUAAAAAACAGAAUGAAAAUCUUCUCUUUGGUAAUUCAUUUAAAAUAUAUGAAUGUAAUAAAUGCAGAAAC